AUGCCCUCCUGUGUGGCUAUUUUCUCCUGCAUUGGCGGUAGGAAGCUUGUUCCCUGGUUGCUAGGGCAACCAAGAAGGAUGGCCCCCAGCCGGAGCUGGGGAAGCCUUGGGCUACCGUUCAGCUCGUCACCAUGCAGCAUGUCUGCUGACCUGCCGCUGUAUGGGAGGAGCCAGCUCUGCAGAGGAGCUUCUCCCGUCCAAGUAAAGGUCCUGCCGCCCCACUUCUUCAUCAUGAGGCAGAGCUCCAGCAGCAGAGCUGGUGCUCCUUCCUCCCUCUGCUGGCCAAUGCGCAACUCGGACUUGCUCUGCUCCAAUAGUAACAACACGGGCAACAAGAUGUCAUCUUUCUCCUCCACCACGGAUGGACAAGGGAAGCCCAAGGCUAAAUCCCCGUUCCGCAAGAGGGGGAGUCUGCAGAGCACCACUAGUCCUGAUCUGUGUGCUGCAUCUGGGCCCAAGCCCCUGAAGCCUCAGAGAUCCCUACCUGGGACGCCGGUUUCUCUCACACAUUACCCGAUUGACCUGCGAACAUCCAUGGAAGAAAAAUACAAAGAGAUCGCAGAGGAGCUGUUUACACGCAGCAUGGCGGAGAGCGAGAUGCGAAGUGCUCCUUAUGAGUUCCCGGAGGACAGCCCCAUCGAACAGCUGGAGGAGCGGCGGCACCGAUUAGAGCGGCAAAUCAGCCAGGAUAUUAAGCUUGAGCCAGACAUCUUGCUCCGCGCCAAGCAGGACUUCAUGAAAAUCGACAGUGCAGCAGACCUAGAGUCAAUGAAGGAGAAAUUUGAGGACACUGUUGACGAUGGCUUUAAGGAGAGGGAAAUGCCAAUGGAGAGAGAGUACCAGCGGGUCGCCAUAACAGGAGAGGAAAAGUGUGGAGUGCCCUUCACUGACCUCGUAGAUGCUGCUAAGUGUGUGGUGAAGGCCUUAUUUAUUCGGGAGAAGUACAUAAACCGCUCCAUGCAGACAUUCUGUAAAACCACAGCCCACGCACUGCAGGACCUCGGGAUGAAGCCUGUGGAUGUGGGACUCUAUGAGGACAUACCAGAGACCCCCGUAGAUGCUGAUGCCCCUGUCCAUCCACCAGUUUCAGAGACACACCCUUAUGACAAUCAGGACCCCAAGAAUAUGCCGGCAGACACAGGAUACGGAUGCAAGAUGGUGGAUGGCGUGGUCCAUGUAUACACCAAGAAAAACAAUAUGGACAAAAGUACUGAAGUGGACCUGCUGUAUCCUGACCUAAAGGAGUACAUUGCAGACAUGAACGUUAUGAUGGCUCUCAUCAUCAAUGGGCCAGUGAAGUCUUUCUGCUAUCGCCGCUUGCAGUACUUGAGCUCUAAGUUCCAGAUGCACAUCCUCCUGAAUGAGAUGAAGGAACUGGCAGCACAGAAGAAAGUUCCUCAUAGAGACUUUUACAACAUACGAAAGGUAGACACACACAUACACGCGUCGUCCUGCAUGAACCAGAAGCACCUUCUGCGAUUUAUCAAGCGAGCGAUGAAGAAAUACCCCGGGGAGAUCGUUCACAUGGAGAACGGCCGGGGUCAGACCCUCAAGGAUGUGUUUGAGAGCAUGAAUCUGACAGCGUUUGACCUGAGUGUGGACACUCUGGACAUGCAUGCGGAUCGUAACACAUUCCAUCGGUUUGACAAGUUCAAUGCGAAAUACAACCCUAUCGGAGAAUCCAUCCUCAGAGAGAUCUUCAUCAAAACUGACAACCACGUUGAAGGAAAGUACUUCGCACACAUAGUCAAGGAGGUGAUGUUCGACCUGGAGGAGAGUAAGUACCAGAACUCUGAGCUGCGUCUGUCCAUCUAUGGCCGCUCACGUGACGAAUGGGAUAAGUUGGCUCAGUGGGCGGUCAACCAUCGCGUGUACUCCGACAACGUGCGCUGGCUUGUCCAGGUGCCCCGUCUCUUUGACGUGUACCACACAAAGAAGCAGCUGGCUAAUUUCCAGGAGAUGUUGGAAAAUAUCUUCAUGCCUCUGUUUGAAGUCACGAUCAACCCCUGCAGCCAUCCUGAGCUGCACCUCUUUCUGGAGCACGUGGUCGGCUUUGACAGUGUGGAUGAUGAGUCCAAACCUGAGCACCACAUUUUCAACCUUGAGAGUCCGCUGCCAGCGAACUGGACAGAAGAAGACAACCCACCGUACUCCUACUACCUCUACUACACUUACGCCAACAUGACUGUGCUCAACCACCUUCGAAAGCGACGAGGCUUCCACACGUUUGUCCUGAGACCUCACUGUGGGGAGGCAGGGCCGAUCCACCACCUGGUGUCAGGUUUUAUGUUAUCUGAGAACAUCUCACAUGGGCUGCUGCUCAGAAAGGCCCCAGUGCUGCAGUAUCUUUACUACCUGGCUCAAAUUGGCAUCGCUAUGUCACCACUGAGCAACAACAGCCUGUUCCUCAGUUACCACCGCAACCCUCUACCAGAGUACCUGUCACGAGGCCUCAUGGUGUCUCUGUCCACCGAUGAUCCUCUUCAGUUUCACUUCACCAAGGAGCCUCUGAUGGAAGAAUACAGCAUUGCCACGCAGGUGUGGAAACUCAGCUCCUGCGACAUGUGUGAGCUUGCAAGAAACAGCGUUCUCAUGAGUGGGUUUGCACACAAGGCUAAAAGCUACUGGUUGGGCCCCAGUUAUUCAAAAGAAGGCCCAGAGAGCAACGACAUCCGUCGCACCAACGUCCCUGACAUCCGCGUGGCGUACCGCAGCGAGACGCUCUCCGAGGAGCUGCAGCUCAUCACUCAAGCCGUGCGCACAGAGGAGCUGGACACCAUUUACGAGGAGGACUCCCUCUCCAUGGGGCCCCUGCCGGGACGCCGCUGAAGCAGCGGUCGAUCUGUGUGGCAUUGUAAAGUCCCAGUCCUGUGGUUCACCCAGCAUCACACUGAAGAGACGUAGCGUGAGACGUGAGAGCGCAUUGGUCGUAACUAGAGAAGUCACCGCACAGACACCAAAAAGCCAAGGAUACAGUGCAGCCACAGCACUUCAGCUUCUCCAAUACCAUAUGCUUGAGUAAUUCUAACUCUAUAUUACUGUUGGAUUUUAUAUGAAAUAUAUUAUAUGAAAAUAUACAGAAAUAUAGUAAAUAGCGCUACUAUCAUCAUCUGUAGAAGAAAUACAGACACAGUUUUACUGGAAGACUUCCGACUGUGAUAGGUUUUGUUUCAUAAUCCUAACAAGAGGACAAUUAAUCUGUCUGAAUGCUGCAGUGCUGAGCGUCAGUCACAUGACGCUCAGCGUGGUUCAUUCGUCUCUGUGGAUAUUGAUCAGAGAAUUAAUUCAUCAGGAAUGAAACCCUGCGUAGCGGUGAAGUUUAGAACAAAACACCUUCGGUGGUCGAUUUGAAACAUUCCAUGAAACUGUCUCUUUAGUUGCGAAUGCCAGCAGCCGUUGACACUCUUGUUGGUUCAUUGGUGUAAAGGGAGCAUGGGAGUUGUCGCUUGUAAGCACAGCAGUAAAGCCCACGGUUCAUCCACACAUAGGAGCAGCAUGUGUGAGUCCAGCACUGUCUGAGGAGCGUUCACCAUGAAGAUAUGGACCCCUCCCUCAUUCCCCUGCUAUCGAACAAACCAGAAAGCUGAUGAUAUUUCCCCCCUUUGCAUGAAUGCAGCGUAUAUAUGAACUAACCUAAGACUUCUCAGUGCCUUUUCAUGUUUUACAGCCUUGAGCACUGCAUGCCCAUGUUUCUCCGAACUCUUUCCGUUCCAUAUUUUCUUCUGUUGCCAACAGUGGAGCUCUGCUGUUGUAAUGUCCACUGUAGAGAAGCUGCAUGCCCUCCUAUAACAAGCUUUCGUUGAUUUGUUUGUAGUUCUCUGCUUUCUGCAUGCCUGCGUGACGAAUGGCAGGAGAGAACAACUAGUUUACAGCCAGCUGUAAUGUAAAGCAUCUAAACUAACCCGCACUGAAUAUUAGCGUGAAUGGAUUGAAACUCUGCAUCGUCGAUCAUCCGCACAUCAGCAAACCAUGCUGGGACAUGGUUACCAUGGUAGCAUGGUCUUUCUAAUUUGCCCCUGAUCUGGUUAAAGCUGGGCUCCCAAGUCUCUAAUUGUGUCCUCCACUCCCAUCAUCAUCGUAAACCCAGACCUUACCGUCCAGUUCAUACCAAGGUUGGGAGAGAAUUGGAAAAUAUCCGUCUAUGUUUUAGGCUAUUUAUACGUUUGCGUUAAGAUAAGGACCCGUGUUUAAGAAAGAGUGCAGUAGUGGGAGGCACUGCAGUCACAUAUUUGUGUGAUUGUUGGAUUUCAUGUAUAAAGUGUAUUUUUUUAAAGGUAAUAUAAGAUAAAUUUUAUAUUUUCCAGAUAUAAACGUCAAGGUCUGUUGCAGUUGAUCAUUGUGGAUUAGUAUUAUGUCAUAAAUAUAGAGUUUUUUCCUAUAUAUUUGCUGAUCGGACACAUUAUUUUAGUGUCUCCUCUUCCUGCUUAAUUUGAUUUCUCGUUGGUUGAGGUUAACUGUGAGAUGCCUGUCAGAGCGAUCCAGGUUGAUACCUCUUACUUUAAAGCCAAAGGUUCUUCACUACAGUAGCCAGUCAUCAUAUUUGAGCCCUUUGUUGGAUUGUGAUCCACACUGAGUCCUGCUGACACACACCGAAGCACAACAUUUCCUUCCUGUUUACGUUCUGCAGCUUUCCGUUAAUUGCCUUGCGUUCGUUUCAGUGUCUAACGGCCAUGCUGCUCGGCGCUUGCUUUCUACCAUUUUGGAAGUAAAUUAUGGGAGUAAUUUAAAUGACAGAGCAGGCUGCUAUGUUCUAACUAAGAGUUCCGCUGUGUAACUGCUGGUUCCCUGUCUAUAUGCCCAAGUUAUUCUUUUACAGUCACUUGUCUGUGCAUCCUACCUCACAAACAAUGUGUUAGCAAAGGCAAAGCUCAGACCAGUGAAUGCAUUGGCCGCUUUACUCUUCUGAUCAUUUUCAGACUAAGAUAGUGAAACGUUAUUGUUAUAACUCUGAAUAGUGAAUAGUUGGCUUAAUUAGACUCUUUAGUCUAAAUAAAUGUUUAAAAAAAGUGCUACACGCCACAGAAAACAAAGAUCAAGCAACAAAUCUUUAUGUUUGUGGAGCUCUAACCAGUGAAUUUCUGCUUGUAUUAUACAGAUUAAAUCGUCAUCACAGUUGCUGCUGAUAAUUGUGCUGCUUCAAUCAUGUUUGGAUGCAAACAGUUAUUGACAUACAUCAUAGAUCACAGUGCACUAAUACAGUAACUAAUAUAACGUUUCUACUGGUGAGACUUUCAAUUUCAUCAGUUUGUACUAACUUCACAGUGCAUUUAUUACAAAUACUGAGAUGCCUGCACUCAAUAUAUGUUUGAGCUUAGUUCAUAGUUUUCUCAUUGUCUUUGUUUUGAUACCAGUUUGUCACUUUGGGACUUUUUUUUAUCUUGCCUAUCUGUGGGCCCAGUGAUCUGUAGCCAUAUUACUGCCUGAAACUGACUGUCACUGUUUCACAGAUCCAGUUGCGUCUGUGUCAUGAAAUAAAAUAAAGCAUGUUUAACAAGCGAA
Molecule: messenger RNA, 5499 nt
Organism: Betta splendens (Siamese fighting fish)
Lineage: Eukaryota; Metazoa; Chordata; Actinopteri; Anabantiformes; Osphronemidae
Product: AMP deaminase 2-like
Exons: 18
Coding region: 1-2829 (942 amino acids)
Biological process (GO): IMP salvage; AMP metabolic process
Cellular component (GO): cytosol
Molecular function (GO): AMP deaminase activity
Source: RefSeq, a predicted model, not a curated record